GUUUACUGCAGGAUUAAUAUCCGCUGCUGACCGUGAGAGCGGCUAUUGGUGCAGUUAUUCCAAUGGCCUGCUGUGGAACAUAUUACAUCUCUGACCCAGCUCCGCCAACAGAUGGGAUCGAGACCCUGAGAUACACUCAGCCAACAAAGCCCUCCAUCCUUCCUCUUGCUACAUGAGGUUACAGUAGACCCUAAGUCUCCAACAAAGACGGCGAGGCAGUAAUCCGACUGGCCGCUUAAAGCACGUCAUGACCGAAGAGUGUCGCUCUUUCCAAAAUGGGCAGGUGGAUUUGGCUAAGUGAUGGGCGGUGGGGUUCCCGUGAUGUUCCAGGGUCUAGCUUCUUCGUAUACCAAGCACCUCAACAUAUGGAUGCACGCACGCGAUGCGAUCCUUGCAAUAGUUAGUAAAAAAGACAAUGGGCUCGGCGGCACUUAAAUGUUUGCUCUUCCCCUCCGGGGGAUCUGCCUUCUGCAUGUUCUGUUUAUCACUCACGCCCUUUCAGCGAAAUAUUAGCUUACACGCGAGACUCUGCCAUGGCGUUCUCAUCGCUGCGCAACAGAUUUCUCGGUCGAAGUACCCCGAGCGCUGAGAAUCCUAUACCCGAGUCUGACAACCCGGUGCCCGUGUUUGAGAAAUCGGGCGCGGCUACAACAUCCGAGGCGGAUGCCAUUGGGAAUGGUUCUACCUUGUCCAGCGGCGAGGUCAUCUUUGACUCCGAGAAGGGACCCGUCAUUAUUGGCCGAGAGGGCAGUGAUAGUGACGAGCACUUUGCCGAUGACGACCCGGCGCUCAGAGAUAUCCCACCGCAGGUGCGACGUAUUGUCAGUUUGACGGAUGAUCCGACCCUGCCUACUCUUACCUUCAGAUACUUCAUCUUAGCCAUCUUCUUCGUGGCACCCGGUGCCUUUGUGUCGCAGCUGUCCAGUUACCGCACGACGUAUGCGCCCUACUCCGUGUUUUUCGUCCAGAUUCUGUCAAACUAUAUGGGACUCUGGCUGGCUAAGAUAUUACCUGAAAAAACUAUAAGGCUGCCAUUCACAAAGUUCGGAUUCAGUUUGAAUCCCGGGCCGUGGAAUUCAAAGGAGCAUGUUCUUGUUACUAUUUCGGCUGCGUCAGGAGCGACGUAUAAUCUUGCAUAUGGACCGAUUUCAAUGGCAGAGCUAUAUUUUGGUAUCAGAAUCAACCCUGCUGUUGCCAUUUUCUUCAUGUGGGCGGUCGUUUGGGUUGGUUAUUCAUAUGCGGCCAUUGCACGCCAGUUCUUGCUCUAUGAUCCACAAUAUCCGUGGUUCUCUGCGUUGUGUCAAACGGCCCUAUUCGAAACACAGAAAAAGCAAAACGCACAUCCCACACGAGUCUCUAGGAAACAAAUGAAAGUAUUCUUUUUUGCUCUGGGGUUCGUCACCACAUGGCAAUUUCUCCCCGAGUUUAUCUUCCCAAUGCUGGGUUCCAUGGCAUUCUUAUGUUGGGUAGCCCCAAGAAAUGCUACAGCAAACUUUCUCGGCUCUGGAUUUGGUGGAAUGGGCCUAUUGAAUCUAUCAUUCGACUGGUCUAAUUUGAGCAACCUCAGCAACAGUGGAAGUUUGUUCGUUACACCGUGGUGGACACAGGUUAUUAUUUUCCUUGCCUACGUUGUCGCCUGUCUCAUAUUAAUUCCGGCCGCAAAAUGGGGAGGCCUCGGCCAGUGGGACCACAAACUUAUGAGCAACAGACUAUUCACAGUCGAUGCCGAGCCAUACCCUAUUCUGGAGUUGAUGACACCACAAGCGACCUUCAACGAAACCGCUUAUGCUGAACAUGGCCAGAUCUACGUUGGUACUCAAGUACUAUGGACCAUGUUUUUUGACUAUGCAAGUUAUUCCUCUGGCGUUGUGUGGCUGCUGUGCUUCGGAUACCCAACAAUCAAGGCCACGAUCGAGAAGCUGCGAGCCCGACGACGCGCAGGUGGUAAAGAAACAAUUAACCACCAGUACAAUGAUCAGCUGAACAUUCUUCAGCGUUCAUAUGAAGAAGUUCCAUGGUGGUGGUAUGCGCUAUUGUUUCUAGCCUCAUUUGUGAUUAUUAUUACCUGUGUUGCAACGGGACAGCUGUUUAUACCAGUGUUCACUGUAUUCGUAGCCCUGGCAACUGGUGCGGUAAUGGUCAUUCCAUUGGGAUGGCUCUAUGCUGUCUCUAAUUACCAACUAGCGAUCGGAACUACGAAUGAACUUCUAUACGGCUUGAUGGUCAAUUCUAUAAGUGGCAACCACAACCCAUGUGGGGCAACUGUGUACAGCUCCAUUGCAGGAGAUGCAUGGUACCGCGCCCAGCUCAUGUUGCAAGAUCAGAAAAUUGGCCACUAUAUGCACGUACCACAACGAGCCGUGUUCUUCUCUCAGCUUUUCGGGUCCUUUAUUGGUAUCCCUAUUAACUAUGGCGUUAUUCGCUGGGCCGUGAAGUCAAAGGCGGAGUACCUCAACGGGACUAAAACAGACCCAACGCAUCAAUGGACUGGUCAAUCGCUCGCAAGUACCUUGACAACGAGCGUACAAUACGUCUUAAUUGGCCCCAAGCGUCUUUUCCAAGAAUCUCUCUUCUACCCUGUCCCAUACGGCUUCCUGGCCGGCGCCAUAACCCCACUCAUCCUCUUCGGCCUGCACAAGCUCUUCCCACGCGCGAAAUUCCAGCUCUGGAACAGCACCAUCUUCUUCGCGGGAUUGUCGUACUUCUACGGCAAUAUCAGUACGGGCUACUUCAGCUCCAUUAUCGGUGGCUUCGUCGUCAUGUUCUGGGCCUACCGUUAUCGCUAUGACCUAUGGGCGCGCUACAACUACCUACUCGCGGCAGCGUUUGAUGCGGGGUACAAUCUGAACCUUCUGCUCAUCUUCUUAUUUUUUGGCGCGGGGAAGGUGGUCACGAUGCCGAAUUGGUGGGGGAACAAUGCGGAUAGUAGUGAUAGGUGUUUUGCGCUGGAUAAGAGUGCUUAGAUGGAUGGGGGGGGUUGGGAAUAAGGCCGUGGUAGGGCUGUCUUGUGUUAUACCAGACCGAUUUAAUGUUGUGAAUAACUGUUUAUUGGAAUUAGAUGGGUGAUAAGUUGGUCAUUUUUCGCAAGAAUAUAGACCAAUCAUCAAACACAUAUAGUUUUGUAUUGACUGAUUUAUAUAUAUAGAUUGAGUAGAUUUUGUAUUAAUACGCA
This is a messenger RNA of Pseudogymnoascus verrucosus, 3172 nucleotides long. RefSeq lists its product as uncharacterized. Bases 534 to 2963 code for a protein of 809 amino acids. Gene Ontology annotation, molecular function: oligopeptide transmembrane transporter activity. Lineage: Eukaryota; Fungi; Ascomycota; Leotiomycetes; Thelebolales; Thelebolaceae. The record is from RefSeq and is a predicted model, not a curated record. Gene Ontology annotation, biological process: transmembrane transport. The transcript has 8 exons.